UCAGUACUUCUCUUAGCUAGCACCAUAUGCAUUUCUUUAAUGAUCACUUGUCACAAUCAUCUCUCACUACAUUCUUACAUGGGCCAUGCAUUGUACUAAUAUCAAUUUAUUGCUUUCCAUCAAUUACUGAAUCAGUAUUCACAUGUAACUCUUGCUUUGCUAUUACCACUGCCAACCAUUCACACACCAUUUUUUGCUAUCCAUUCAUAUAGAUCUUCAGUUCCUUCCAACUUUUGCUGAUACAACAUGGCUGCAAUAGGAACUGCUUUUCUCUUUGCAACUGUUCAAACCUUAGUUAAGAAACUUGCUUCCAAAGAGUUUCUUAAUUUCAUUAAAAACACAAAGCUCGAUCUCUCACUCUUGAAACAGAUAAGACUAACACUACUCACUCUUCAACCUUAUCUAGAUGCUGCAGAGGAGAAGCAGAUCAACACUCCUUCUGUCAAAGAUUGGCUUGAUGGCUUGAAAGAUGCUGUCUACGAUGCUGAAGAUCUGCUCAACCAUAUUAGCUAUGAUUCCCAUCGAUGCCAUAUGGAGAACACGCAAGCUGCAAGCAAAACUAAACAGGUCUGGAACUUCUUUUUUUCUCCUUUUAAAAAUAGCUAUGGAGAGAUCAAUUCCCAAAUGAACGACAUGUGUGAAACCCUGAAACAUUUUGCUGAAAAUAAAGAUAUCCUUAGUUUGCAAACUAAAAGUGUCAGAGUUUCUUAUAGAACACCUUCAACUCCUAUGUUCAAUGAAUCUGUCAUGGUUGGUAGGAAAGAUGACAAAGACAAAGUAAUGAACAUGUUGCUAUCACAAAGCAGUACUAGCUAAAACAAUAUGGGUGCAGUUGCGCUAUCCAUAUUAAAAAGAUACUGAAGAGUGGAUUGAAGUUCUGAACAAUGACAUAUGGAACUUAGAGAAUAAUAAUAUUCUGCCUGCGUUGCGCCUGAGUUAUCAUUAUCUUUCGUCUCAAUUAAAAAGAUGUUUUUCCUAUUGCUCUAUUUUUCCAAAGGACUAUCCACUUGAUAAGGAGCAAUUGGUUUUGUUGUGGAUGGCAGAAGGCUUCCUUGAUCGUUCUCAAGACAGAAAAACCAUGGAAGAAGUAGGUGAUGAGUGUUUUACUGAAUUGUUAUCAAGAUCAUUGAUUCAAUAAUUGAAUGAUGAUUCUAGUGAGCAAACUUUUGUCUUGCAUGACCUUGUUAAUGAUUUAGCUACAGUCGUAUCUGAAAAAAGCUGUUACAGACUUGAAUUUGGCACUAAGUGUUAAUCAGGAAAUAAUCAAACACAUUUAUUGUAAAUAAUUUACAUUCAUAGAAUAGAAAAUUAGUCAUUAAGAGCUGUAAUUAGUUAUGAUUAGUCAUUAUGAGUUGUAAUUACCGACACUGUUAUAUAUAGUAUCAAAUACAAUGAGAAAGGCAUCA
This is a messenger RNA of Lathyrus oleraceus (garden pea), 1406 nucleotides long. Its product is annotated as putative disease resistance RPP13-like protein 1. NCBI's taxonomy places the organism in Eukaryota, Viridiplantae, Streptophyta, Magnoliopsida, Fabales, Fabaceae. The coding region runs from base 247 to 816 and encodes 189 amino acids. The record is from RefSeq and is a predicted model, not a curated record. The transcript has a single exon.